Molecule: messenger RNA, 954 nt
Organism: Lagopus leucura (white-tailed ptarmigan)
Lineage: Eukaryota; Metazoa; Chordata; Aves; Galliformes; Phasianidae
Gene: DCXR
Product: dicarbonyl and L-xylulose reductase
Exons: 8
Coding region: 23-763 (246 amino acids)
Biological process (GO): glucose metabolic process; xylulose metabolic process
Molecular function (GO): carbonyl reductase (NADPH) activity; L-xylulose reductase (NADPH) activity
Source: RefSeq, a predicted model, not a curated record
GCGCCGCGGUUCGGCCCGCAGCAUGGAGCCGGACUCGAGCUUCCGCGGCCGCCGCGCCCUGGUCACCGGGGCCGGCAAAGGGAUCGGACGCGCCGUGGCCAUAGCGCUGUGCAAAGCCGGAGCGCGAGUAACCGCGCUGAGCCGCACCGCGGCGGACCUGGAGAGCCUCGCCCGAGAGUGCCCCGGGAUCGAACCGCUGUGCGUGGAUUUGGCCGACUGGGACGCCACGGAGGCGGCGGUGAGCGCGGCGGGGCCCUUCGAGCUGCUGGUAAACAACGCGGCCGUGGCGAUGCUGCAGCCCUUCCUGCAGGUGACACGGGAGGCCGUGGAGCGGUCUUUCGGUGUCAAUUUCCAGGCCGUGCUCCACGUUUCUCAGAUCGUUGCUCGGCAGAUGAUUGCACAGGGGCUACCAGGUGCCAUUGUGAAUGUCUCUAGCCAGGCAUCUCAGCGUGUCCUGAGGGAUCAUGCUGUUUAUUGUUCUACCAAAAGUGCUUUGGAUAUGCUGAGUAAGGUAAUGGCAAUGGAACUGGGACCCCACAAGAUAAGAGUGAACACUGUGAAUCCCACAGUAGUUAUGACCGACAUGGGAAGAAUUAACUGGAGUGAUCCUCAGAAAUCUGCUGCCAUGAUUAACCGGAUUCCACUAGGAAAGUUUGCAGAGGUGGAUGAUGUGGUGAACAGCAUUCUUUUCCUGCUCAGUGACAAGAGUGCUAUGACAACUGGCAGCUCACUGAUGGUUGAUGGGGGAUUUCUCGUCUCCUAAGAUGACAUCUGCAUUUCAUAUCUUGCCUAAUUUUCAUACUAGUGUUGCAUAGAUCUAAAAGGAAUAGUAAACAGUGACAAAGUCCCAGUGUUGCUGGACAAGAGGGGCAGCAGAGCUAGAAUCUGUUUGAGAAUUGAGGCAGAAGUCACCUUUAGAAGGCUGCUAUAUAAUAAAGAUCACAUAUGCUGUCA